This is a messenger RNA of Myiozetetes cayanensis, 1121 nucleotides long. Its product is annotated as antigen-presenting glycoprotein CD1d-like. The coding region runs from base 1 to 1062 and encodes 353 amino acids. The record is from RefSeq and is a predicted model, not a curated record. Lineage: Eukaryota; Metazoa; Chordata; Aves; Passeriformes; Tyrannidae. Gene Ontology annotation, cellular component: external side of plasma membrane. Gene Ontology annotation, molecular function: exogenous lipid antigen binding; lipopeptide binding; endogenous lipid antigen binding. Gene Ontology annotation, biological process: antigen processing and presentation, endogenous lipid antigen via MHC class Ib; immune response; positive regulation of T cell mediated cytotoxicity. The transcript is spliced from 6 exons.
AUGCAGCCCCCUCGCUGCUGCUGCCUCCUCCUCCUGCUCUACCUCUUCCUCCUCUCAGGCACAUGGGCAACUCUGGAGGGGACCUUCACUGUCCAGCUGCUCCAGACCUCCACCUUCCAAAACACCUCCUUUGUGGAGACAGAGGGGCUGGCCCUGCUGGAAGACAUCGAAAUUGCUACUCUUGAUAAGCACACCAGGUCCAUCCACUUCCACCAGCCCUGGGUGCAUCCAGCCCUACCCCACAUGGACUGGGACAACAUUGAGAACAUGCUCAGGAUCUAUUUGCUGAAGAUCAGCCACUUGAUCAAUGAAGGGGCCAUGGAGAAGGAUGUGCCUUACCCCUUUGUGAUUCAGUGCAGGGCAGGCUGUGAGCUCUACCCCAACAGGACCUCUCGGACCUUCGCCUAUGUGGGCUACAACGGGCAGGAUUUCCUCAUCUUUGACUCAGACAAUGAUACCUGGACCCUCUCCCAGGACACCGACCUGUCCCGGUACUUCCUCGCCUACCUCAAGAACCACACAGCUUUCAGUGAGCGGGUCGAGGUCCUCUUCAACAAUACCUGUGUCGAUGCCAUGGAGAGGUUUCUGACCUACGGGAGGGCAGCUCUGGAGAGACAAGAGCUGCCCGUGGUCACGGUCUUUGCCCGCACGCCCAGCCCACAGCAGCUGCUGCUGGUCUGCCAUGUCACCGCCUUCUACCCCCGGCCCAUCAGCGUGGCCUGGCUCAGGGAUGGCCAGGAGGUGCCUCCGGGCCCGCAGCUCAGCACCGGCCCCGUCCUGCCCAACGCUGACCUCACCUACCAGCUCCGCAGCGUCCUGGCCGUGGCCCCCCAGGACGGGCACAGCUACGCCUGCCGCGUGCGCCACCGCAGCCUGGGCACCCGCAGCCUCCUCGUCCCCUGGGGGAACUCGCAGCUGCUGCUCAUCACAGCGCUCCUGGCCGGGCUGCUGGGAGCCGCGGCCGUAGCUGCCCUGCUGCUGCUUGCCGUGUGGAGACGCAGAAAGCACCAGCGGGUGGAGGAAUCAGAGUCCAGGAACUCCACCCUGAGCAAAGAAGCUUAGCCCAGAAGGAGCCAACUGUCCCCGUUCCCUCCCAUCACCCGUCAACCCACAGGGACAAG